Vicia villosa (hairy vetch) is the source of this 717-nucleotide messenger RNA. RefSeq lists its product as uncharacterized. Bases 1 to 717 code for a protein of 238 amino acids. The transcript has 2 exons. Lineage: Eukaryota; Viridiplantae; Streptophyta; Magnoliopsida; Fabales; Fabaceae. The record is from RefSeq and is a predicted model, not a curated record.
AUGUUGAUUGAAGUGGAUGUAGAGAUUAAAGAAAAUAAGGAUGCAAGUAAAAAGGUCACGGGUAAAGAAGGUGGAGUAAAAGAAAAAGUUGUUACACCUAAACCAGCGGUUAAACUCCCUUUCCCCACAAGAAAUAAGAAGAAAGAACAACAUGAGAAAAAUUUCGAGAAGUUCUUGGAGAUGUUCAAGAAACUUGAGCUGAACAUUCCAUUCUUAGAGGCACUUGAGCAAAUGCCUACCUAUGCGAAAUUCAUGAAGGAUAUCAUCUCAAAGAAGCGAACAAUCGACAGUGACCCGAUUAUUCUAACUGAAACUUGUAGUGCUAUUUUGCAGGGCAUGAAGAUUCCGGUUAAAAAGAAAGAUCGAGGUUCAGUAACUAUUCCAUGCACCAUUGGUAAAGUACAAGAUACACGGAUGGCACUUCAGUUUGCUGACCAAUCGGUGAAAAGACCUUACGGAGUGGUGGAAGAUGUGAUAGUGAAGAUCGAUAAGUUCGUUUUCCCUGUAGAUUUUGUCAUUCUAGAAAUGCCUGAAGAUGAAGAGAUACCAAUCAUUUUAGGGAGACCAUUUUUAGAGACAGGGAGAUGCUUAAUCGAUAUAGAAGAAGGCACGAUGACUUUGAAAGUCUAUGAUGAGGAACUAAAGAUUGAUGUGCGAAACACCAUGAAAUACAAAGAUGGCGUUGCCACAAGUCAACACAUCGAGGUAAUUGAUUAA